Cornus florida is the source of this 1039-nucleotide messenger RNA. RefSeq names its product 2-C-methyl-D-erythritol 2,4-cyclodiphosphate synthase, chloroplastic. The transcript is spliced from 3 exons. The record is from RefSeq and is a predicted model, not a curated record. Gene Ontology annotation, molecular function: 2-C-methyl-D-erythritol 2,4-cyclodiphosphate synthase activity. Lineage: Eukaryota; Viridiplantae; Streptophyta; Magnoliopsida; Cornales; Cornaceae. Gene Ontology annotation, biological process: terpenoid biosynthetic process. The coding region runs from base 123 to 839 and encodes 238 amino acids.
GAGCGUACUCGCUUUGCUCAUCCCUCCAAUAUUCAAUACCAAGUCUGCAGAAGAGAGAGAGAGAGAGAGCUCUGCAACUACAGAAGUAGCUUCCAAACAUUGAAAGACCCAAAUUGUCCCAAAUGGCCAUGGCCACUUCUCUCUACUACACACCUCCAAUUUCAGUCAAAACAUCCACGAACCCAAUCUCUCUCUCUCCUCCUCCUCCUUCACUCUUUCCUCGCACCCAUCUCACUCUCCUCUCAUCGCCUUCUCUAUCUCUCCGAGCAACACCCAGAUCAUCUCCGAUUACGGCAGCCUCCACCACUGCCGCCAUAGAAGUAGAGCCGCAAGCCACCGCCGCCACUCCUUCCAAGUCCCUGCCUUUCCGGGUCGGCCACGGCUUCGACCUCCACAGAUUGGAACCUGGGUACCCCCUCAUCAUCGGCGGCAUCGAUAUCCCUCACGAUAGAGGCUGCGAGGCUCACUCCGAUGGUGAUGUGUUGCUUCAUUGUGUUGUUGAUGCAAUUUUGGGAGCUUUAGGGCUUCCUGAUAUAGGACAGAUCUUCCCCGAUACUGAUCCUAAAUGGAAAGGGGCUGCAUCUUCUGUUUUCAUCAAAGAAGCUGUGAGGCUGAUGCAUGAGGCAGGUUAUGAGCUAGGAAACUUAGACGCCACUUUGAUUCUUCAGAGACCGAAGCUGAGUCCCCACAAGGAGGCUAUCCGUGCUAAUUUGUCUAAGCUGCUUGGUGCAGACCUCUCUGUUGUGAACCUGAAAGCAAAAACUCACGAGAAGGUCGACAGCCUUGGAGAAAAUAGGAGUAUUGCAGCACACACCGUGGUUCUUCUUAUGAGGAAGUGAAAGCAGGUUCUAUUUUCAAAAUGUAAUUCCACAGUGACAAAAUUUUAUUCUAUGAGAUCAUUGUAUAUUAUUACUUAUAGUUGACAAUUGAAAAACUGCAGUUGGUGGUUUAGUGCGCACAGCAAUCCUGCUCCCUGGUAUUCAUAGUUGGAAUAAAUUGUCCUUGCAGUUGGAAUUCACUGUCUUUUCACUUAAAACAA